AUGGGCGGCCAAGUCGGAGGCCUCUGGCGUGUGCCUGAAAGGUCAAAGGUGCAAAGGCAGGCGGAUCCGAACCAGUGGACGAUGCUCCGGGACAUCUCGAAGAAGCAGAUGCCAAGGAAGCCACCGUUCAUCGCGAUCAACUUGCUGAACAAGAUCACCCGCAUGAACAAGGAAGGCAAGAAGGAGACCGUCCGGGUUUUCAGCCGGCAGUCGACCAUCAUCCCUGCCAUGAUCGGCCACACCUGCGCGGUACACAAUGGUCGGGAGUUUGUGCCCAUCGUCAUCAACGAAGGCAUGGUCGGCUUCAAGCUGGGGGACUUCGUGCCGACCCACACCUUCACCUCCCACCCCAAGCAGGCCAAGGUGACCAAGUACCGCGGACGAUGA
This is a messenger RNA of Symbiodinium sp. CCMP2592, 387 nucleotides long. The record is from the annotation of a GenBank genome assembly. Lineage: Eukaryota; Dinophyceae; Suessiales; Symbiodiniaceae.